UGGCCGAUAUUUCGCGUGAGGAGAUGAAUGAAAAUGGCGACUAGACGAUCGUUGCUUCAAAACGAAUCGUCGUCUCCUUCUCAUGCCAAUGAUCCAGGCAGGGAUCUGUUUGAAGCUUGUAGAAACGGAGAUCUAAACAAAGUAAAGAAACUGGUGAAUCACCAUAAUGUCAAUGCGAAAGAUACAGCGGGAAGAAAGUCAUCUCCUCUUCAUUUUGCAGCUGGUUUUGGGAGGAAGGAUGUGGUAGAGCAUUUAUUGGAGUGUGGGGCAAGUGUCCAUGCCAAGGAUGACGGGGGACUGAUCCCCCUACACAAUGCCUGCUCCUUCGGGCACGCCGAGGUGGUGCAGCUUCUACUGAGGAGUGGGGCGGACGCCAAUGCCCGAGACAACUGGAAUUACACCCCCCUACACGAGGCUGCUAUCAAAGGGAAGAUUGAUGUCUGUAUUGUUCUGCUGCAGCACUGUGCUGAUCCCAAUAUCCGGAACACCGACGGAAAGACGGCCCUGGACCUGGCUGAUCCCUCCGCCAAGGCUGUACUUACCGGAGAAUACAAGAAAGAUGAGUUGCUGGAAGCAGCCCGCAGUGGAAAUGAGGAUAAGUUGAUGUCCCUCCUGACCCCUCUCAAUGUCAACUGUCAUGCCAGUGAUGGGAGAAAGUCCACACCACUACACCUAGCUGCUGGUUAUAACAGAACUCGAAUUGUACAACUGCUGUUACAGCAUGGAGCUGAUGUUCAUGCUAAAGACAAAGGGGGACUUGUUCCACUUCAUAAUGCUUGUUCAUAUGGACAUUUUGAAGUUACUGAAAUGUUACUUAAGGCUGGAGCCAGCGUGAAUGCAAUGGACCUAUGGCAGUUCACUCCCUUGCAUGAGGCUGCCUCCAAAUCCCGAGUAGAAGUUUGUUCGCUUCUUCUAGCGCACGGGGCUGACCCAACACUGGUUAACUGCCAUUCAAAGAGUGCUAUUGACGUUGCUCCCACCCGAGAGCUCCAGGAACGACUCCAACAGGAGUUCAAAGGUCAUUCACUGCUAGAAGGAUGCCGACAGGCGGAUGUAGCCCGAGUGAAGAAAUACCUGGAAGUAGUCAACUUUAAGCACCCAUACUCCGGGGACACAGCUCUGCACUGUGCAGCAGCUUCACCUUUUCCAAAGAGAAAGCAAGUUGUUGAAGCUCUGAUCAGGAAAGGGGCAAACCUCAACGACAAAAACAAAGAAUACGUAACUGCUCUCCACAUAGCUGCUGACAAAGCUCACUAUGAUGUGAUGGACGUUUUACUGAAACACGGUGCCAAGGUGAAUGCACUAGAUGGUUUAGGACAGACUGCCUUACACAGAGUAGCCCAGCAAGGAAACAUGCAGGCAUGUCGACUUCUCAUGUCCUACGGAGUGGACUCCUCUAUUGUCUCAUUACAAGGAUACACUGCUGCCCAGCUAGCCACAGAAAACAUCCAGAAAAUGCUCAAAGAGGACCCACCGGUAGGAGGAACAGACGUCGAUAUUCAGCUGUUGGAAGCAGCCAAAGCUGGAGACAUGGAAGUAGUCAAGAAACUGAUAUCCCAGAACCCCCACUCGGUGAACUGUCGAGAUCUGGAUGGCCGCCACUCCACCCCUCUCCACUUUGCCGCGGGAUACAACCGAGUGGUGGUGGUGGAGUAUUUACUACAGCACGGGGCCGACGUCCACGCCAAGGACAAGGGUGGUUUGGUCCCACUUCACAAUGCCUGCAGUUAUGGUCAUUUUGAAGUCACAGAACUCUUAAUAAAGCAUGGUGCUUGUGUAAAUGUGGCAGAUCUCUGGAAGUUUACCCCAUUACAUGAAGCUGCUGCCAAAGGGAAAUUUGAAAUCUGUAAAUUAUUGUUAAAACAUGGUGCUGACCCAAACAAAAAGAACCGGGACGGUAACACACCUUUGGAUCUAGUCAAAGAGGGCGAUCAGGAUGUGGCAGACCUUCUCAGAGGGGAUGCUGCUUUACUAGAGGCUGCCAAAAAGGGAAAUCUAGCCCGAGUUCAAAAAUUAGCAUCACAAGAGAACAUAAACUGUAGGGAUACACAAGGCAGAAAUUCCACACCACUGCACUUAGCAGCUGGAUAUAACAAUGUAGAAGUAGCAGAGUUCUUGUUAGAAAAUGGUGCUGAUGUCAACGCCCAGGACAAGGGGGGUCUGAUUCCACUCCACAAUGCCUCGUCUUAUGGGCAUGUGGAUAUUGCAGCCCUGUUGAUCAAGUUUAACACAUGUGUGAAUGCGGUGGACAGAUGGGGAUUUACACCUCUACAUGAAGCUGCCCAGAAGGGCAGAACACAGUUGUGCUCUUUACUGCUGGCUCAUGGAGCUGACCCUACCAUGAAAAACCAAGAAGGUCACACACCUUUGGAUUUGGCCACUGCUGAUGAUGUACAUGCUUUACUACAAGACGCAAUGCCCCCUGCUGUUCAACCUCCCUCUCUCACAAAAUCCAGUAUUAACUUGGGUAACACAAGUGAUGCCAGCUCUAACAACAGUUUAACAUUCAAUGCCUCGGACCUUGGGGUCGCGGCCGGAACCUCUGGCACCUCAGCCGCUGGGGCCUCAAUGUCGAUCGGCGCGGAAGGGUGUAACAUGGAGCGCACCAUGGCAGAGGGUGAACGGGGAAUAGACAGUAUGAGUGUGUCUGCAUUCCUGAACAGUGUGGGAUUAGAACAGCUUGUGUGUGUGUUUGAAAAGGAACAAAUUAGUAUGGACAUUCUUGUUGAAAUGGGACACGACGAGUUGAAGGAAGUGGGAAUUAACGCGUAUGGACACCGACACAAAAUUAUGAAGGGACUAGAAAAGUUAGCAGCCAGCAAAGCGUCAGCUUCAUUGCCUGCAGUGCCAACACAAGGAACAGUGCUAGUUGAUCUGACUACAGAUGACCCGGAGUACAUCUCUGUCGAUGAACAGAUGCAGAGCACUCUUCGAGAGCACAAGGACAACGUAGGAGGAUUAUUUAAUAGAUAUAAUAUAUCUAAGAUCCAAAAAAUCAGCAACAAACGAUUAUGGGGUAAAUACUGUCACCGACGAAAAGAGGUGGCAGAAGAGAAUCACGGCCACGACAAUGAGCGACUACUGUUUCAUGGCUCUCCCUUUAUCAAUGCCAUUGUACACAAAGGCUUCGAUGAGAGACAUGCCUACAUUGGUGGAAUGUUUGGAGCAGGUAUUUAUUUUGCUGAGAAUUCGUCCAAGAGCAACCAGUAUGUGUAUGGCAUAGGGGGAGGGACAGGAUGCCCUGCCCAUAAAGACAGAUCCUGUUAUAUUUGUCACAGACAGCUGAUCCUAUGUCGGGUGACACUUGGCAAGUCCUUCCUACAGUUUAGUGCAAUAAAGAUGGCCCACGCUCCACCAGGCCAUCACUCCAUCAUUGGGCGCCCCAGCAGUGGUGGCCUCAUGUUCCCAGAGUAUGUUGUGUAUAGAGGAGAACAGGCAUAUCCCGAGUACCUGAUCACCUUCCAGAUCUGUAAACCAGAGUCCCCCGAUAAUUCUGCAGCUCCAACCCCCAAGAAAUCCUAACCAACAAAACAGUUGACCACUCAACCAAGAGAUACCAACCUGCCCAGAAAAUUGGCACUAACCAUGUGAUUUCCUUGUCUCGCUCCCCGUUCUGAUGUCAAUACUGAUAGAGACAGUAGAAAAUGGCAAAGAAGGGAGCGGCAAUGUCCCUGUGGAAGUUUUGGAUCAUUUUAACAGUUGAAUUUGGACAAUAAUUCUGUGUUGACGAUGACCCAAACUGAGCUCGGCACAUGGAAACUUCUUGUUAAUAGAUAUGAAAAACAUCUUGUUACACGAUCUGACAAAUUUAGUCAUGAUAAAUCAUUACGUGCAUACAUCCGAGUCUAAACCAGAUAUUUAUUUUUUUUCAAAGUUGAUGUCAAUUCUUGCCUGGUUGUGAAAAUAAAUUUAUCCAAAUUUGAUAGGUGUGCUAAAUAAUCAAAGAAAUUAUUCAUUCUUUGGGGUAUUUUUUCCUUUGAAAAAGUAUUUUGAGUGCCAUACAUUAGUGUUGUUACAGAACUAUGCAAGAUGCAUAAGUUUUAGGUACCUGUUUUGGUUCAUUAAUGGCAGAAUAAUUAGUUGAAAACUUAUUUAAUUUGGACCUUGAAUAUGAUUUUUAAGGUGUUUUGAUUUCAAAAUUUUAAUCAUAAGAUCAUGCUUUCGCAUUAUUGAUUUAGAGGAUUUUAUGUUUUAUUAAAAAAAAUAAAAAUAUUUUUAGAUUGAUCUUAUCCAGUACAAAACUUCUGACAAUAUAUUUUUAAGUUCGUGUUUUACAGUAGAUAUUUUAUGUGACAACCAAAUGAGAAUCUCAUUCUAUGUACUUUGUAUGGAAUGGAAACUGACUGUAAUGUAACGGAUACUGACCGGGAAGCUGUUAUUUAAUACCUGUACAUUUGUAGAUAUACUUUGUGAAUAUUGCUGUGUGUAGUCUGUCAGAAUUCUGUGUCCUCUCAUGUCUGUAUUCGCAAAACCACGUGUCUAAAUAAAGCCAUGAAGAAAGAUAA
Molecule: messenger RNA, 4505 nt
Organism: Magallana angulata
Lineage: Eukaryota; Metazoa; Mollusca; Bivalvia; Ostreida; Ostreidae
Product: poly [ADP-ribose] polymerase tankyrase-1-like
Exons: 26
Coding region: 28-3522 (1164 amino acids)
Molecular function (GO): NAD+ poly-ADP-ribosyltransferase activity; protein binding
Source: RefSeq, a predicted model, not a curated record